CUGUUUGAAAAUUUGCAUACAGUUUUUGCUCCUAAAGAUAACUGCGUACCAUAUGUUGCCACGGAACAGCUUUUGUGACUGUGCCUUGUAUUAGAAGUAUUCAUGCCAUUUUGCACAAUGCUGUACGUAAGAUUGGUUAAAUGAAUGACGGCCAUCACUAAAACCAGGCGAAAUUCGAUGGUAACAUGCCAUGUUAUCAUGUCGUAUUUAUGGUCCGUAAUAUGCCUAGUUUUCGCAUCGACAGUUGCAUUAUUGUUUCUGUUCACAAGCCUCAUACGAGGGAAGAGAAAGAGGGGUAGGACAUCAGGAUCAGCUCUUCAUCAAGUCCUUCAACAGGAUAAGGUUUUCCCCAUCAGUUCUGACACUGGAUGGACGCUGGAAGGUAUCCAACAUGGAAUACGUUUAUGGAAACAUAAUUUUGUAAUAUUAUCAGUUGAUCAUUUCAUAUAUGGAUGCAAUACUGUUGUCCAGGCAACAACACAGGAGAUUCUUAAUACAUUGAAAGAUGUGAAACAAAUGAAGGAAUGGAACCCAUACAUUGAACACAGUGAGAAUGUGUUAAGUCCUUGUAGUAGUAAUGGUGGACUGGAAUUAUCUGAUAUUCAGGGUCAGACAUCACAACAUCAACUUCAGCAAAUGCAACAUAUUAUGAUGUUUGAUACUAUAUGUGUGGUUCCUAAAUACAAUGCUAAAUACCAGUGGAGAAAGAUGAUAGUUAAACUGUCAAAUUGUAUCCCAGGAGUUAAAGUGAUUGAACAUGAAAACCUGUCAAUCAAUGUAAUGAGAUGCUGGCAACUAGAACAUGAUGAAUCUAUUUGGAUGUUCUCUGAAUGCCCGAGUACAGUUCUCAGCAAUAUAUCAUGGACUUAUGUACAAGCCAGACCCUUGCAGGAUAGUCCCGGGAGUCUUCUCACUAUUAUUGUUUGCCCAGAGAUAAUUGAUAAUCACACCGCACAAAUGGCAGUUACACAGUUAGCUACUUUGAGAGAUUAUUUUAUGAUGCAGAAAGUGAAAGUCCAACCUCCUCAGCAAGAAAAUAUCGGGAACAAACUAAAAGCAUUUGCUGGAUCACUGAGAAAGAAAGCACAAACUUUCAGUUUUAAAAAGGAUCAGAUUGAUGUGUCUGAUUUGCAGGCUGCACAUGUUGAGUCAAAGGCCACAAAUGUUGAAUCAAAACAGGAACAGACGCAGGAUACUGGUAAGAAGCCGGAUGAACCAAAGAAGUUUGGCAGAAAGAUCAGUUUUGAUUUCUACAAAUCCAUGACAAAAGAAAGAGCUGCCAAUAAAGCAGCAGAGAUCUUGUUGGAAACUGACAGUGGGGAGAGUUCCCUUGUCCAGACAAUAGAAGAGGAAAACAGUCAAGAUUCAGAACACGAAAUCAACAAAAGUCAGGAGAAAGAAACUAAAAUUGUAGAGAAAGAAGAACCCAAAAAAGAAAGUACUGGGAAUAAAUUCCGAGAGUUUGCAGAGAGGUUUAAAAAUCGGAGGUCAUCAAUGGAAAAGGCCGAGUCUACAAAUAUUCGUACUGUUAGAAGUAACAGUGACUGUACAGCAAGUGAUACACAGAGCAUUAAGGCUGCACAGCUAAGAAAAACGCAAAGUUUAGAUGAGCCACUUUCAAGAGAUACUAGUUCUACAUUAUCUCCAGCCGUAGAGGUGAAAUAUUACAGAACAUUAGCUAACCAAUCAGCUGCUGAGGUGUUAGCGGAAGCAUUGAAAGCAGCGGCUAUCGAUGUCUCUAGUAGUGAAGCAGACCAACGAAGACAAACCGGAGGAUGGCAAUUCCAAGGACUUGAAAAAGAGGUGGUUAUUUUAAGAAAACAUGCUGAUUCCACACCAUAUCAUUGUUUCCUUGGUAAAGGUUUAAUCAAAGCUUCACCUAAAGCUGUCUAUGAGGCUGUUAAGAACCCAUUAACGAGAUUUACAUAUGACAACAUGCUUAAGAAACUGGAUGUUGUAUCUAACCUUGGUACUGGAUUACAGAUUUUACACAUGGUUCAUGAAACUACUCAAUUAUUUCGUAAAGAUUCCAGAGAUUUUUUUGUACUGCAGACGAGUAGAAUUGAUGGUGAUCUGUACAUUGUUGCUUUGACCUCUGUUGAUUGUGAGGACUAUCAAACUCAGGAGGGUUGCUUUCGUUCUUCUAUUCAACCCAGUGGGUGGGUGAUAGAACCAGCAUUUAGGAAUCGAAAAGUACAGUCUAUGGUCACAUAUAUGGUACAGAUUGACAUUGGAGGUAAAGAUGUACCAACAAGUUUCUUUAAUUUCCUCUCCAAAAGAAUCCCGCUGAGUAUAGCAUAUCUGCGUCAGUAUUUACAGUCUGGUCUGCCUUGAGUCACUGUGCAAUAAUACAUUAUUUUAUUCAUUUUCUGGUUUACAAUAAAAUAUUUGGUCUUCCAUUCUAUUUAUUCUGUUUUUGUAUUCAUGUAUAUUUGAGCACUUUUAUUGAACAAAUAUAAAAACAUUCUAAAUUGAUUUGAUGUAUAAAUUAAAUUGUUGACAGCUGUCUACUGACACUAUUAUUUUUAUGAAAAUUACUGCAAUGUAUUGUCACUAAACACUAAUAAAUAUUCCAUUUACACAUGAUACUACCUUCUCCUUGAAUGCAAUUAUGAAAUCAAACAUUGUCAUUUUUGGGGUAAAUAUUUAAUUUUCAGGUUUAUAACUAUGUUUAUGAAUGACUUCAUAAAUUUAUGAAGAUUAAUUUGACGACAGUCAGGAAAACAGGAUUUAUGUUCUUGACACCAGCUAAUCAGUUAUUUCGUUAUAACACUAUGAAUUCCAAUAAUACGCUGCAAUAUAGUUUUAUGCAUGUUUAUUUUACCAAAUAUAUACAUAUACACUUGAUAAAAUACUGCAGUAUGCUUUGAUACAAGUCUUCCAAGAAUGUGCAUAUUUAAACUUUUCUUCAUUCAUUUGUAUGUACUGUAGACUUAUUAGCAAUUAUGCUGUUGAAAACAUUUUUCAAAGUUAUAAUUGGUAUUAUGUGAUUCAAUAUCACU
This is a messenger RNA of Saccoglossus kowalevskii, 3002 nucleotides long. RefSeq lists its product as uncharacterized. The record is from RefSeq and is a predicted model, not a curated record. Gene Ontology annotation, molecular function: lipid binding. Lineage: Eukaryota; Metazoa; Hemichordata; Enteropneusta; Harrimaniidae.